UAAACUGACGCCACACUAUGCAUUCUCAGUUUCUCACUACAACACUGCCAGGACUCCAGCGCCAGAUGAAUCCGCACCGUUGAUACGAUGGUCAAAACCACAAGAUCAACGGUGCAGAUCUACCUAAACAAGUCAACACUCUGAAUGCAUUGACUUGCCAGCAGCAGACAUCCAAAACCUAAAGAAAGUCGUACUUCCCCAUUAGUCCAAAUCCUUCAAAUCCCAAAUAAAAUCACUUCAAUUUCACUCCCAAAGCCUCUUCCACCACCGCCGGAAAUAAUGGCCGCCGCCGCCGUCUCCGCCGCCACACCGCCGGCGACCUUUCUCCUCUACUACACCGUCUUCCUCCUCCUCCUCAAAUCGACGUCAUUUUCCGGCGCCGCCCAAUCGUGCUCCCCCUCCUUCUGCGGGUCCACAGAGCCCAUAAUCCGAUUCCCCUUUCGCCUGAAAACCCUACAGCCCGCCGCCUGCGGCGCCGCCGGAUUCACUCUGGCCUGCGACGGAUUCAACAAUCAGACAACAAUCGACCUACGGAGGUCCGGGACCUUCGCCGUCCGGGCAAUCGACUACGCCCGGCAGAACAUAUGGCUGAACGACCCCGGCGGGUGCCUUCCCCGGCGGCUCCUGGAGCUGAACCUCACCGGAACGCCGUUCGCCGGCGUGUUCUUGCAGGAAUUUAUGGUGUACAGAUGCGGCGCGUCGUCGUUGGAUCCAAGGAAGUAUAAUUUGGAUCGGAUAGAGUGUCUGAGCGACGGGAACUUCUCCGUGUUCGCGACGGCGUCGGAGCGGGUGGCGCCGCUUCUGGCGGCGAGGUGCUCGGCGAUGGCGACGGUGGCGGUGCCGGUGAAGUGGGAUUCAUUUGAGCCGGUGGCGACGUCGGAUCUAAGCGACGACGUGCGGCUGCGGUGGGGGUCGCCGAGCUGCGGCGGCUGCGAGUCGCGCGGCGGCCGGUGCGGCUUCACCGGCGCCAACGCCACCGUGGUUGAGUGCAGCCGCGGCGCCUCCGGCCGGGGACUGCCGAGAAGCGCAAGGUACGCCAUCAUCAUCGGCGCCGGCGUGCCGGCGUUCCUCUGCCUGCUGGGAUUCGUGUGCUUCCUCUCCAGCCGCCUGCGCCGCCUCUGCUGCAGGCUGCGACACCGCCAGCCUGUCAUGGAGUAUUCCAUGGCUGUGGCGCCGCAGCCCAUAGCCGCCGCCCGGUCAGGACUGGACAUGCCGACGAUCGAGUCGUACCCGAAAACGACGCUGGGGGAGAGCUGUCGGCUGCCCAAUCCCGACGACAACAUUUGCUCGAUCUGCUUGUCGGAAUACAUGGCCCACGACACUCUCAGAACCAUUCCGGAAUGCCGCCAUUGCUUCCACGCCGACUGCGUCGAUAAAUGGCUCCGGCAGAACGGGUCGUGUCCUGUCUGCAGGAACUCACCCAAGACAUCAACUCCUGUGCCGCAAGAUUGAUAGUUUCUUAAAGACAAAUUGUUAAAAGACGGGGUUUAUGAAACACAACAAUGUUACAACAUGCGAAGAUCGAAUAUGUGUAGAAGCUUUAUGCACAAAAUGGUUCAUAUGAAAUGGAAGUAAUAGAAGUUGAGACAUUUCGAGAAAAUAUGCUAGGACAAGCUAAACAUGAGUUGUUAAUGAAUAUAAUAUUAUAUU
This is a messenger RNA of Andrographis paniculata, 1650 nucleotides long. RefSeq names its product putative RING-H2 finger protein ATL21A. The transcript has 2 exons. The record is from RefSeq and is a predicted model, not a curated record. Gene Ontology annotation, molecular function: polysaccharide binding. Lineage: Eukaryota; Viridiplantae; Streptophyta; Magnoliopsida; Lamiales; Acanthaceae. The coding region runs from base 280 to 1452 and encodes 390 amino acids.